AUUAUAACAAUGUAAAAUCGUUAACAUCUGCGGUAUUUCUUGUCAUAUAGUUAGUAGUAUCAAAAGACGUUAUGCAUUGGGGAUAACCAUUAUGCAUCAGUUAUUAUGUAACAAAUAUUUUGUGCGACUUUAUUGAUAUCGGAUACAUUUAUUUAUUCAAUUAAGUUCAAAAGUAGAUGUUCUUGUGUUACUGAUUUUUGUUUACUUUUUUUUUUCGGAAAACAGUUCAUUAAUAAACUAUAGAUCAAACCGAAAGUAGGUCAGCGUGACUGAUUUAUUUUCAUAUAACGCUUAUAUAUUUUCGGAAAUUUGAAGUAACUAUGUCAUUGAAAAAUACCAAUGUUUUCGGAAAUUUGUGAAAUUUUCUUGCCAAAGAGUUUAUACUUCUUUUACAAGAUAAAUCGUAAGGAAAAAAAAUGAGUAUUGAACUAGAUCUAGGGAUAAAUAACUUUGUUGCCUGUAUCGGCAUUAUCUUUCUUGGAGUAAUUUUUAUUUUUAAAUUAACUACGGUUUUCCUCUCGCUAAACAAAACGUUUCAUAUGCACAAUGGAGCGCCGGGUAGAUAUUUAAAUGGAACAAUAACUACGGACAGUGUUUCUAUAGCAACCUCGCCUUCUCCGGCCCUAUCGGUAGGAACACCGACAGUCAUCCCGGAAAAAGACAAAGUUGUCCCAUUAAGCGUGAAUUUUCACUUUACGCGUAAAUGCAACUACAAAUGCGGGUUUUGUUUCCAUACAGCGAAAAACUCAUUCGUGCUCCCACUUGACACAGCGAAAAGGGGACUACAGAUGCUUAAGGAAGCGGGAAUGGAAAAGAUCAACUUUUCUGGUGGUGAACCAUUUAUUGUCAAGCGAGGUACUGUGGUCGGUGAGAUGGUUAGAUACUGUAAAGAGACCUUGCAGUUACCAAGUGUGUCCAUUGUAAGCAACGGGAGUCUGGUCAAGGAAGACUGGUUUAAGAAAUACGGGCAGUAUCUAGAUAUUCUUGCGGUGUCAUGUGACAGCUUUGACCUUGACACCAACGAAAAGAUCGGUAGACAACAUGGCCAGAAAAACCAUUUAAACAGUCUACUCAGAGUUCGCCGCCUGUGUUUGGAAUAUAAGGUAGCCUUCAAAUUAAACACUGUCGUGAACACGUACAACAAAAACGAAGACAUGACGGAUUCAAUAAAAGAACUUGAUCCAUGCCGAUGGAAGGUAUUUCAGUGCUUAUUGAUUGACGGAGAAAAUGCGGGUCAGGACGCUCUUAGAAAUGCAGAAACUUUUGUUAUUAGUAAUGAAGACUUUGACAAGUUUCUUGAAAUUCACAAAUCCGUUCGGUGCCUUGUCCCUGAGUCUAACCAAAAGAUGCAGAACUCGUACUUGAUCUUGGAUGAAUAUAUGCGAUUUCUGGACUGUACACGCGGGGCCAAGGAACCUUCGAGAUCGUUGUUGGAUGUUGGAGUUAACAAUGCUCUUAAGUUCAGUGGUUUUGAUGAGAAAAUGUUCUUCAAGAGGGGAGGAAAAUAUGUCUGGAGUAAGUCCGACAUGAACUUAGAAUGGUAGCCUUUGCAGAACAAAGUCUUUUUUGAGAUUGUUUGUUUUUGUUUUUUGUUUUUUGCGUUCAGGUCAGGUUAAGUGUCGGCUAAGAUGCAGAUACAGAAAGCACAUGAAAACCGUCUCUUUUUACGAAUUUUACUUUUCAAACUACGUGUUAUAGUCGAGAGACUGGUGGAUCUGUUGUUGAUGAUAUUUUCUUUUUGUAUUUAUUCAUUAUUUAUUUGUUAGUUAUUUAUUCAAAUGUUUGAAAUACUUAUUUAUUUUGAUUAAUUUUAUUUCAAUUUCUUCAUAUUGAAUGUUAAUCAGGACAGAUUGUAAAAAAAUCGGAAAAUUGCGGAGGUUGAUAUUAACUCUAGACACAUAUGAACAUUAAAUGGAAUAUAGUUUAUGUGUUUUUAUCGUUUAUAGACAGAAGUUUUUCGUGUACCAAACUCGGAUAUGUUUGAGGCGUAUACUCGUGUUUAUGCAUGUUAUUAUGUUUUCAGGCCCAUUAGGCCUUAGAAAUGCUAUCAUUUUAUCUCUCAAAAACUUGUUAUUUUUGUGGUAUCUUGUUACAGUCUUCAAAGAGAAAUACUCGUUUGCCACGUCAAUGAACUAUCUUUUACUUCUUUUGCUUUGUUAGCAAUUGAUAUAAUUAUAGUGAAUAAGUAUUAAAUUGCAUUUCACUACAUUUUCAACAAAUUACUGCACAUUUAGCGCAACUUUUCUUUAGUUGUUAAACUUCUAAUAUACUCUGAAUCCAUUAUUAAACAUUUUUAUAAGUAUGACAUUUCUAAAGAAUUACAAAAAUAUGGAUUUCUGAUGAAACUGUCAAGCCAGAUAUUACAUUAUUACAAUUUGCAGUAUACUGUGUUAGAACACGUAUCAGUUUAUUGUGUUAUUUUGUCGCUUAUUUAUUAUACACCUUACUUGCGGCUUAGUUAUAUGUUACUUAUAUUUUGUUGCUGAGAUAUCUAAUUAUCUUUUAGCAGAUAGUUUACUUUAGUCAGAUACAUACAGUUAUGUUAUUGAAAUGAUUUAGUUGGUGAAUUUUUAUGUUAAACAUUAUACAAUGAAAUACUCAUGUUGCGGUCGAUAUGUAGAUUUUCUACAUUGUAAAGUUUAAACAAACGAGGAAGAUUGUUUUAUAAAUGGUAAACAAUUUUGAAGGAUAUAAUCAGGAAGAAUAUUAAUUUCUACUUAAGUAAGUUGAUCAAAUUCGGAAAUAUUUAAGAGAUUUUACUCACUAACGCAAGUAGUUUGUAUUUACCAAGGCAGCUAUGAAAAUCAUUUAUAAAUUUGUCUAUAGGGUUAGUCAUUUAUAGAGAGUAGCAUAUACGAACCAUUAUAUUAUUUGAGCCGCGUCACGACAAAACCAACAUAAUGGGUUUGCGACCAGAAUGGAUCCAGAUCAGCCUGCGCAUCCGCGCAGUCUGAUCAGGAUCCAUGCUGUUCGCUUACAAACCCUUAUACAAGUAGAGAAACUGAUAGCGGAAAGCAUGGAUCCUGAUCAGACUGCGCGGACGCGCAGGCUGGUCUGGAUCCAUGCUGGUCGCAAACCCAUUAUGUUGGUUUUGUCGUGACGCGGUUCAUUUUUUUUUUUGGACUGAGAUUUAAGAAAAAAUGUUAUACGGAUUUCAAAAAGUGACUGUUUCCCAUGAACGUUGAAGGAAAGUAACGAGCUUAUUAAGAGAGUGGUCUAAUACUAACACAUAUUAAUGUUGAAGAUGGUUUAAAUGCCCAUUAUGCCUCACAUAUGCUGUCAUUUUAGUCUCAAAAAACAUUAUUUUUGAAACAUUACUCAUGUGCCAUAUAGAUGAACAAACUAACAUUUGCUUAUGUUGCUAUAUAAGCAAUUGGUAUAAUUAUAGUAAAUAAGUAUUUUGUAUGGAAGUCAAAAUACUACUUUGUUUAUAUUUUGCUUCCUUUAUGACACAUAACCGCACAUUCAGCGCUUAAUUUUACAUGCUCUGAACCCAUUAUUACACAUUUUAAACACAUGUUUGACAUUUCUAAAGAAUUAAAAAAAAUAUGGAUUUCUGAGGCAUAAUGUGCAUUUAAGAUAAAACGCGCUAGAUAAUCUUCCCUUUAUUAAAAUGUUUUUCACUGAUAUUCUUUAUUGAUUACUUAAUUCAGAUCUUAUUUCUUUUUUUUUCCUUUUUUAUUUUUAUUAAUCUUUUUUUUUCUGUAUGAUAUUUAUUACUUUUGGGUACAAUUUCUUUGUAUUUGUUGUUUAUAAUUAAUUCCACAUUGAAUAUUUAUAACGUUUGUUAAGCAAACCUUUAUCAAACCGGAAGAAAUAUUGCUUAAAUAAGUAAAUACCAAAAUCCAAGUACAUAAAUCUACGAGCGUAUAAAAUCUUAAAACUAUCAGUACUAUAAAUCUUAAAACGAAUAUCAACUUUGCAUACGACUUUCCUAAUGAACAUGCCUAUUAACUUACCAGUCAGUGAAAUAACCUUAAUGUAUUUUAACCAUUAUCAUAUGAUUGUUUUUGUCAGUGAACUUACCAAGUGUAUCAGUCACAAAUAUGUGUGUAGGUCUUAUCAUUUAGUAAACAUAUAAUUUAUUACAAUGGAUAAAGGGUUCAAAAAGUGUUAUCAGUUUGUUAUUUUCGACAUGGGUUGAAUUGAUAGAUAACCUGCAAUCUGAUGAAAAUCAGCUCCUAAAUAACACUACGCAUAAGGAUCUGGCAUCCAUCCAUAGGUAGUCACCUUCUCGUCGUCUUUCAAACAACCAAUCAAUGGCGAGCUUUCAAAAUUAAAAAAAAAACGAUGCGGUUUGUAGUUUUAACCCUUGGAAAACCAACGUAUCGAUUUAUUCAGGGAAUAGACAAACAAUAGUGAGUAGAGAAUCAUGGCGCUGUUUAUAUGGCCGACAUGUAAACUGGCCAUAAUUAACUCUAUUAUUUCAAAUUAAUUUGUUAAAAAUAAUCUCAAACAUUUUUUUUUCUAAUUUCACUGCACGCAUUCAUUUUCAAUUUAUUUUGAUCAAAAUGUUAUACUGGCUAAAAAAGGGAAUAAUUUUAAAUAAAUCUCCGAGUCCAAUUUAAAUUAGGUAUAAAUUAUCGCUUUGAAUAUAAAACCAUAUAAAAACGUUAUCACUUCAAUCUUAAAACGUACCCUUUAACGUUACACAAACAUUCCAAAAUAAUGAAAUGCGUUUAAAAAUGAUUUUGAAAAUUAUUCAUUUACCUAAGAUUUUUAUUUUUACAAACAAUAUGAAUAUAGAACUUCAUAAUUUACAUUAUGUGUGUAGUUUCUAGUAUUCAGUACUUAAUUUCAAGUUGUUGUUAACACCAUCGAUGGUGCAACUGUUCACAACUGAUGUCAAUUUUAGUUUGAUAUUGAUCAUAAGUAAGCUUCCGUCAUUAAAGUUGUCAAUCAUUCCAAUAUUAUUCUUCUGUUUGCGAAUGGCAGCAUACAUUUUUAACUCUUAGACAAAAGAAAAUAAUUUCUUUUUCUAAAAGUCAAUUGGUUCACUAAGGAGAUUUGUAACACUAAAACGAAUCACUUUUUUAUCAAUAUUUUAAAUACUUAUUGCAGAAGUGUACCCAUCGUACACCAAUCCACUUGAAAUCAUAAGUAAUUUACUGUUUAAUUUUCAAAAAGUCAAGUUACUCAAAUAUUAAAUGAAGAUACCGAAUGCUACAUUGUAUAUGUUGAUACACGACCAAACGGGUUCGAUUUUUUUACUUGCAAUACUUUUUUAAUACUGAUUAUUUUGAGAAUAAAUAUGUAAGGAUAACGCAUGUAAAUUUUAAUAGAUGGUUUGGUACAAAAUGGUUGUAACUUGUUUGAGAUUAAAAGAAUGAGAUAUAGAUAUUUCGUACCAAGCCAUCGAAUUAUUCUUCUUUUAUUUUAUUUCAUUUGCAUUGCAAAGGUAACUGGAUUUCUUUUACCUUUAAACGUGUAUGAUUCCAAUUCAUUGGACAUUUGCACAUUUGUAUUGAAAUCUCUAUAUGAACAAUGUUGUAUUUCAAAUAAAUGAAAAACAACAAUA
This is a messenger RNA of Ruditapes philippinarum (Manila clam), 5518 nucleotides long. RefSeq names its product S-adenosylmethionine-dependent nucleotide dehydratase RSAD2-like. Gene Ontology annotation, cellular component: endoplasmic reticulum membrane; lipid droplet. Gene Ontology annotation, molecular function: catalytic activity; 4 iron, 4 sulfur cluster binding. The record is from RefSeq and is a predicted model, not a curated record. Bases 417 to 1544 code for a protein of 375 amino acids. The transcript has 7 exons. Lineage: Eukaryota; Metazoa; Mollusca; Bivalvia; Venerida; Veneridae. Gene Ontology annotation, biological process: defense response to virus.